This is a messenger RNA of Mollisia scopiformis, 1359 nucleotides long. RefSeq names its product SUN-domain-containing protein. Bases 1 to 1359 code for a protein of 452 amino acids. The transcript is spliced from 2 exons. Gene Ontology annotation, cellular component: fungal-type cell wall; cell surface. NCBI's taxonomy places the organism in Eukaryota, Fungi, Ascomycota, Leotiomycetes, Helotiales, Mollisiaceae. Gene Ontology annotation, biological process: fungal-type cell wall organization. The record is from RefSeq and is a predicted model, not a curated record.
AUGAAGUUCCACCAAGUUGUGCUCCUCGGCGCAGCUACUCUGGCCGUCGCCCAGCCACACAAUCAUGUCCACCGUCACCCUGCCCGACACGGUUCCCCUCUUGACCGUCGCGACGAUGCAGUAACUACAACCACGGUUCCCGGUCCCAUCGUUACUGUGUACCAACUUGAAGGUGUCGAUAUCCCAUGGUCUGAGGUCGAGGAAGGACUUGCCGAUGGAAAGUAUGUCCUGGUUGGCGACGUGAUCUCUACCGUCAUGCCAGCUUCAACCACUUCUAGCUCCUCCACUUCCACUUCCACCAUCAGCAUCAGCUCGUCCUCCGUCGAGCAGGCGCAAUUCAUUGAGCAGAAGUCAAGCACCAGCACUACCCCAACUUCAACCUAUGUUGCACCAACUACCUCUACCACCCCAACUCCCACACCUACUCCCACUACAACCAGCACUACCCCAGAAGCUGCCCCAGCCAGCAGCACGGCCAGCUCCAGCUCAUCUUCCGGCUCUUCAAGCGGUUCUGGAGUCACUGCAACCUUCCCCAGCGGUGAACUGGACUGUUCUGAAUUCCCCUCUGCCUAUGGUGCCGUUGCUGCCGAUUGGCUUGGACUUGGAGGAUGGACCGGUGUUCAAUUGGUACCUGGGUUUGAAGGUCUUGCAGCCGCUGCCAUCAGCUACAUCGAAACUGCAAUCUCGGGCAGUGACAACGCUUGUGUUGCUGAUUCCUUCUGCUCCUAUGCCUGCCCUGCCGGUUACCAAAAGUCACAAUGGCCUUCGGCGCAAGGAAGCACUGGACAAUCCAUUGGCGGUCUUUACUGCAACAGUAAUGGCAAGUUGGAGCUUUCUCGCCCCUCUUACACCACCCUCUGCCAGGAAGGAGCCGGAGGUGUCAAUGUCCAGAACACCCUCUCUACCAACGUCGCUAUCUGCCGUACUGAUUAUCCUGGCACUGAGUCGGAGACCGUCGCUUUGAACGUUGCUGCUGGAGACACCCAACCCAUCUGCAACCCAGAUGCCAGCACUUACUACACGUGGGAGGGCUCUGCCACCUCUGCCCAAUAUUACAUCAACCCUUCAGGUAAUGGCAUCUCAACCGCCUGCAAAUGGGGAACCUCAGGAACAGACCUGGGCAAUUGGGCACCUGUUAACAUGGGAGUCGGAAAGAGCAUCGCUGGUGAAACCUUCAUCUCGCUCUUCCAGAACGCUCCAACAAACCCAAGUGGUACCCUCGACUUCAACAUCAAGAUCACUGGCGGUGUUAGCGGCGACUGUGAAUACAAGAACGGAAAGUAUUAUACUAAUAACGUCGAGACCGGCACGGGAUGCACAGUAUCGGUCACGGGUGAAGCACUCUUCGUCUUUUCUUAG